AUGACUGCAGCUCCCUUGAAAAAAAAAACGGCAAACGAGCCGCGACAAAAAGCUACGAUCUCCGACGCGUUCUGUUUCAAUGUGUGUAUGUGCGUAUUAUCUCUCCAAGUCUCCUCCUUCCAAGUCAAGCCCGCUGACUGGCAACUUGAUUGGUUACCUUUUUCUUUCUCUUUAUCUAGAUUUCGCUCUUCUUUCUUUCUUUCUUUACUCCUUUUUCUUCGUUUUAAUCUUUUUUUCUCUCUUUUCACUCCUCUCUCUUUUUUGGUAGUGGGAAGUGUACUUUUUUCUUUCAAACACUCACCCUCCUUCUCUCGUCUACUCUUUCUCUCACAUUCUCUUUUACGCUCUCUCCCUGUCACACGCUCUUUCACUCCCUCUCUCUCUCCAUUUCAGACCCUUUCACUCUCUUACACCCUCCCUUUCACGCUCUUACUCCCUCCCUUUCACUCUUACUCCCUCUUUCACGCUCUUUCACUCUCCCUUUCACGCUCUUUCACUCUCUCUUUCUCUAUCUCCUUUUCACACCCUCUCUGUCUUCCAGACCCUCUCUCUUUCACUUUCACGAUACCUACUUACGUCCAUAUAUGUGAUAAGAUUUUUCGCAUCCACACGCUCCUCUGUGCCUCUGUCAGUCUUUCUCUUUCGCAUUUUAUGCUUGAGUGUUUUAUACGUGAGAUUGUGGUUAUAUGA
Acanthosepion pharaonis is the source of this 690-nucleotide messenger RNA. The record is from the annotation of a GenBank genome assembly. Lineage: Eukaryota; Metazoa; Mollusca; Cephalopoda; Sepiida; Sepiidae.